Colletotrichum scovillei is the source of this 1794-nucleotide messenger RNA. RefSeq names its product chromo domain-containing protein. NCBI's taxonomy places the organism in Eukaryota, Fungi, Ascomycota, Sordariomycetes, Glomerellales, Glomerellaceae. Gene Ontology annotation, molecular function: chromatin binding. The coding region runs from base 277 to 1170 and encodes 297 amino acids. The transcript has 5 exons. Gene Ontology annotation, biological process: negative regulation of transcription by RNA polymerase II; chromatin organization. The record is from RefSeq and is a predicted model, not a curated record. Gene Ontology annotation, cellular component: pericentric heterochromatin; nucleus.
GCAGCUUCCGGUAUUUGCGCGUAGUCUCUUUGGCAUCGCAUCGCAGCUUCCUUUCACGUUGAGUCUUGCGCAACCUUCUGUUUGCGCCCAUUCAUGUCGCUUCUGCCUAGACGAGCUGCGUAUACACCUCGGAAUAAACAGUCCCUACACAAUGCCUCCCGGUAAGGCCUUACCUUUUCGAACUUCACCCCACGCGCCACUAGCAAAGUCGCGUCGAGAUUGCGACAACACACUUCACGACGCGAAUCCUCUACCAGUUCUCCAUACAACGUCACAAUGCCGCGUCGCAAAGCGAACAAGGGAAAGAAACCCAUGAAGCUGACAGCUCCUAUAGCUAUUAGCGAUGAUGAGAUGUCCGACGCCGGCGGCGAAAUCGCUAUCCCGCUCAAGGAGAAGCGCGCAAAGAGCCGAUCCGCAGAAUACCGAGACGAUGUUAGCGAAGCGAAGAGCGAAGAAGACAUUCCCAUCAUCUCCGGCGAUUUGAACGGCAACGCCACCAAGCCUGCUAAGGCUGCCUCUGUCGUGGCCGAUGAGGAGGACGAGGAAGGCGACGAAGACGAUGAUUUGGAGGCUGAUGAGUACGUUGUCGAGAAGAUUCUUGACCAUCUGGCUUCUGACGACGGCACCGUGACCUUCCGUGUUAAGUGGGAAGGUUACUCUAAGAAAUCAGACCAGACCUGGGAGCCGGAAGACAGCCUGAAGGAAGGCGCAUCAGAGAUCUUGGAAGAAUACCUUAAGAAGCUCGGUGGACGCGAGGCACUAUUUGUGGAGAAGACCAAGGCCAAGACCACGAAGAAGCGCGGCCGCCCCAGUGCUUCGUCAUCUACACCGCCGGCAAGCAGCAAGAGAGGCAAGCGCAACGGCCACCCCGCCGAAUCUACUCCUCCCGCGUCAGUAAAGGAGGCAAAAGCAAAGGCCUGGACACUGCCCAGCGGCAGCUGGGAGGAUGACGUCGAGUCGAUCGAUGCUUGCGAGGACGAAGAGUCAGGCUCCAUCAUUAUCUAUCUCAAUUGGCGAAACGGCCAGAAGACGAAGCAUCCCAAGGAGGUGGUGUAUAAGAGAUGUCCCCAAAAGAUGCUGCAAUUCUACGAAAAGCACAUUCGCAUCAUCAAGGCGGGACCUGACGCCGAUCUUCCGGACCUUGAUACCGCGCUCGAGGCCAAGAUGUAGGACACGAAAAAAAGAGUGCCGUUUGUGGAUUUUAUUGGGAAAGGAUUGGCGUUUGGGCUCGUGAUACAUCUGAUAUCAUUAGCAGGUUCUCGAGCGCCGCUGGCGUGGCUUAUGCUCGUUGCGAUAUUUGCACGCUUUCAGUCAUCGGAAGAAGUCUCAUCAGGCCGUAUCUAAAAUCUGGUCGAAGGCGAUUCGGACGGCCUUGCUAUAUCCUUAUUGCGACUGAAUUAGCGGGAGGAGGUAUGCUUCACGGUUCUGCUUCGUAAUUUUGGGAGAACAGAAAACCACAAGUUCCUCUGUUGAUCCGAAUUGCUUCAGGUGAUGCGUGAGGCUGCCCUUUGUUGUCUCCGUAAAGGACGGUGCACAUCUUACAUUCCCAAAAUGCCAACGCAGCCUGGGCGGGCAGGAACUUCUCGGCGUUCAUAUAAUACGACUGAGCAACAUGAUCUCAGAGUCGUGAAAGGCACUUCAUCCAUGUCAAUAGGCGGGUGCCGCCGAGUGCUAGAUCCAGGUACGAUGCAGGUACAGCUCAGUCAUGUCCAAGUAGCGCUUUCAAAGUCACGACACGCACAAUUUUAAGGGAAAGAGUACAUCCGACCCCUCCCCAACACGGAGAGGCUUACU